AGGGUAAAAUGAUGGCAUGCAAACACUGCAGUGACAUUUUCAGUAAGGAGGGCACUUUGAAACUAGCAACCAUAAGCAGAGAGGACCAGGGAAUUGAAAUGGAUGAUGAGAAGGACUCGCUUAAGAAGCAGCUGAGGGAGAUGGAGCUGGAACUGGCACAAACCAAACUGCAGCUGGUGGAAGCCAAGUGUAAAAUCCAGGAACUUGAACAUCAGAGAGGAGCCCUUAUGAAUGAAAUCCAAGCUGCAAAAAACUCUUGGUUUAGCAAAACCCUGAACUCUAUUAAAACGGCCACAGGCACCCAGCCACUGCAGCCGCCACAGGCCACCCAACCACCCAAGGAGAGCACAUAGUUCCAGCCUCACCCAAGCACAAGAGCACAAUGAUCAAAGCAAUGGAAACCUAGGAGGAUUAUUCCUGGUGUCCCUUUGAAGGAAAGUCAAGGAGGCCAGAAAGCAAGCCAGGAUCUUCAACAGCUCUGUCUUUCUUGUGUGACACUUUUCAAGGGUUGUUGUUUAAAAUGACCUAUUUUAUGUUGAAUACCUAUUUUCCAGCUUCUUCGUAGAAGGCCAUGAUCAGAUCCAUAAUAGUAUUACACAUUAUUUUAUAUGCCUGAUGGUUAGUUGGAAAACAAGUAAUUCAGAACUAAAUGCUUUUUAUUUGGAACUAAUUAUUCAUAAUUAUUUUUAUUUACAUAAAAAUGGAGACAACUAUUAUUCCAAGGUUGAAGAGAUAGGAAGAUCUUUGUUAUUAAAAAAACUGAAACUUCUUAAUUUUUCAGGAUUUAUUUAGAUAAAGCACACUGUGGGGCUAGUCAUGACCAUGGUCACAUUUCCACCUGGAAGUGACUCCUAGGGUAGAAAUGAUCCUGUCUGAAGGAAAGAACAGACAAGGGAUUGAACAGUCCCCAAAGAUUACUAGUUUAUUUUCAUUUUCUGUUGGGUACAUCUGGGAAUGAAGUGCCAAGAACUGUGUAACAGACGACGGGCUAUUGAGAAUACAGACUAAGUAAAAGGAACUGAGAUUUUGAUAAACGCAGGAUAAAAUCAUUUGGGCUCUGGUGUUCUAACAAAUACUUUUAAGAACUACAUAUAGGAUUUGCAAGUCCUUAAGUAUGACUGAAUAGGAAUAUAGACGUGACUACUGGCAAAAGUAAAGUGUAUAUUGCAACUCACAGACGCAGGGAACUUUCCUCAGAGAAGCCUAGAAAGGUCCAGUUUCAGCCAUCAUGUUUAGAGUGGACUACAGAACCAGUGACAGAGUAUUUCAUUUAAUGUUGACACAUACUUGCUAAGGAAACACUAAUAUACUGUCAUUUUGUUAAAGGACAUACUGUUGAAAUGGGAAAUAGAGGUCAGCUUUACAUUAUCUUAGUUUAAUGUUGGACAACUUUUCUUGAUUUCUGUAGCUCUCUAAAACUGUGCCAUUGGUACCUGUAGAUAAAAGAGAUACAAAUGAGUUUGUAACAUUUUGACUGAAUAUAACCUUUAUAGACAUACUUGUCUCACAGAAACAUAAAAAGCUAUUGUUUAAAUAUUGGUGAAAAAAAUUUUCAAUUAUAUUUAACAUGCCUAGAUAAAUAGUUCUUGCAAGAAAUUCUUUGGUAAGAGCAAAAGUAAUUUUCCUAUUUUCUAAGCUAUGUUGGAGUGCUCUGAUCUUUUCACACCAAACUAUGAUCAGAUAUGUACAAUAACAUUUAUUGACACUCAUCCUUGGCUUCAUUGUUGAAUAUAUUGUUUGCAAAAGAUCUUAAAUUCUGUAGUGCCAGAGUGAGUCUCAUCUGUGCCAUAUGUUGCAAUUAAGUGACACACUGUUAGAUACAAGAAUUCAGUAAGAGCCAUCUCAACCCCAGGAAGAUACACCAAGUUGCUUGUGGUGGAUCUUUUCUGCUAAAGUAAUCUUUUAAGUUCUAAAAAGUGAAAUCCCCUUCAUCUGUACAUGUUUAGAUCAUCUCCGUGCGUACAACAAUUUACAUGGUUGUUAUCUGUUACACUCACCAGAUAAUACUUUUCUUACAGAAAUCUUUUUAAUUGUUUAUCAUAACAGUUUCUUUUUACCAAAAGGAAAAAGAACCCAGCAUUCCAAGUAUCUAUGUUGACUUUAAUAUUCUCUACAUGGUGGUUUAGAUAAGCUAAUUUUUUUUUUUUUUUGUAAAAUAUAGUGGCUAGAAAAUUUUUAUCUUGGUACUUGUUUCUGUAAAUCAUUUAGCAUAGUCUGUUAGCUUUACCAGUACUUUAUGCUUUGAUUCUAUGAAGCUCUGUGCCAGUUGCCUUAUCAAAUGGCCAGCUAAAUUAAAGAUGCUCUUUUGUG
This is a messenger RNA of Otolemur garnettii (small-eared galago), 2310 nucleotides long. RefSeq names its product rab GTPase-activating protein 1-like. The record is from RefSeq and is a predicted model, not a curated record. The coding region runs from base 9 to 353 and encodes 114 amino acids. Lineage: Eukaryota; Metazoa; Chordata; Mammalia; Primates; Galagidae. The transcript is spliced from 2 exons.